GAGCGACUUCCGGUGUGGCUGGUGUAGGUGGGUGAAGACGGAGCGGGCUCCUGCUGCUCGCUCUCACUCCCUCGCGCUCUCUCGGGCAACAUGGCGGGCGUGGAGGAGGCAGCGUCCUCCGGGAGCCACCUGAAUGGCGACUUGGAUGCAGAAGACAGAGAAGAGGGAGCUGCCUCUACGGCUGAGGAGGCGGCCAAGAAAAAAAGACGAAAGAAGAAGAAGAGUAAAGGGGCUGCCACGGGGCAACAAGAACCUGAUAAAGAACCAGGAGCUUCAGUUGAUGAGGUAGGAAGACAAUUGGAAAGACAAGCACUGGAAGAGAAAGAAAGAGAUGAUGACGAUGAAGAUGGAGAUGGUGAUGGAGAUGGAGCAACUGGAAAGAAGAAGAAAAAGAAGAAGAAGAAGAAAGGACCAAAAGUUCAAACAGAUCCUCCCUCAGUUCCAAUAUGUGACUUGUAUCCUAAUGGUGUAUUUCCCAAAGGACAAGAAUGCGAGUACCCACCCACGCAAGAUGGGCGAACAGCUGCUUGGAGAACUACAAGUGAAGAAAAGAAAGCAUUAGAUCAAGCUAGUGAAGAGAUUUGGAAUGAUUUUCGAGAAGCUGCAGAAGCACAUCGACAAGUUAGAAAAUAUGUUAUGAGCUGGAUCAAGCCUGGGAUGACAAUGAUAGAAAUCUGUGAAAAGUUGGAAGACUGUUCACGAAAGCUAAUAAAAGAGAAUGGAUUAAAUGCAGGCCUGGCCUUUCCUACUGGGUGUUCUCUCAAUAACUGUGCUGCCCAUUAUACUCCCAAUGCGGGUGACACGACAGUAUUACAGUAUGAUGACAUCUGUAAGAUAGACUUUGGAACACAUAUAAGUGGUAGGAUUAUUGACUGUGCUUUCACUGUCACUUUUAAUCCCAAAUAUGAUACAUUAUUAAAAGCUGUAAAAGAUGCCACUAACACUGGAAUAAAGUGUGCUGGAAUCGAUGUCCGUCUAUGUGAUGUUGGUGAGGCCAUCCAAGAAGUUAUGGAAUCCUAUGAGGUUGAAAUAGAUGGCAAGACAUAUCAAGUGAAACCAAUCCGUAAUCUAAAUGGACAUUCAAUUGGGCCGUAUAGAAUACAUGCUGGGAAAACAGUGCCAAUUGUGAAAGGAGGAGAGGCAACAAGAAUGGAGGAAGGAGAAGUGUAUGCCAUUGAAACCUUUGGUAGCACAGGAAAAGGCGUUGUUCAUGAUGAUAUGGAAUGUUCACAUUACAUGAAAAAUUUUGAUGUUGGACACGUGCCAAUAAGGCUUCCAAGAACGAAACACUUGUUAAAUGUCAUCAAUGAAAACUUUGGUACCCUUGCCUUCUGUCGGAGAUGGCUGGAUCGCUUGGGAGAAAGUAAAUACUUGAUGGCUCUGAAGAAUCUGUGUGACUUGGGCAUUGUAGAUCCAUAUCCACCAUUAUGUGACAUUAAAGGAUCAUAUACAGCACAGUUUGAACAUACCAUACUGUUGCGUCCAACAUGUAAAGAAGUUGUCAGCAGAGGAGAUGACUAUUAAACUUAGCCCAAAGCCACCAUAACAUCUUUUAUUUUAUAAGCUUUGUUGGAAUACGUUAUACCAGAAUUAAUUCUGCCAUAUGUCUGUUUAACAAGUGGACCGAUGUAAUACUUUCAUUCAUGUUUAAAAAGGAAGGAAUUUGAUCAAAGGCAAACCAUCUAAUGUAAUUAACCACCAAAAAGCUUUCAGGACUCAAAUGUUAACUGUUUUUCUCCUGUCUAGAAAAUACUAUAAAGUUCAAAUUAGGAAUGACUUAAACAUUUUGUUUUGAACACCUAAGAGAUGCUUUUCAAAUAUUUAUAUUGCCAUAUUCUUAUUUGAAUGCUUUGAAUGACUACAUCCAAUUCUGCACCUAUACCUUCUGGUAUUGCUUUUUAACCUUCCUGGAAUCCAUUUUCUAAAAAAUAAAGACAUUUUCAGAUCUGAGAGCUAUAUUUCAAUGUCUGUGAUUAUAAUUUUGCACAGGAAAUAGCACCAUAAUGUAGUGAAAUGCAGAGCCUUUUAUCUGGUUGCAGACCUCUACGCUGAAACUUUUUUUCUGACAGAGUGGCCAAAUAAUAUCCAUACAUAUAUAAAGUGGGAAGAGGGCUUCAUAAAUUAAUAUACAGCUUUAGGAAUAUUUUGGGGUUUUUUUAGGACCAUAUUAGUCCUUUAGUUUUUCCCUGACAUUGGAAAGGUCUAUUUGAAAUAUGACUUAAUAGGAACAUUGUACCAACUUGAAACCUUGAUUUAGUAAAAUCUCAACAUUUAGAUCAUUUGUGCAGUGGUAUAUUUAUCAAGAAAUGUAUUCAGCUUUCUCAGUAAACCAAACAGGCAUUUAAAAUCACAAAAUAGGAAAACUUCCCAUGAUUGAGUCUUGUCCUAGUUUGACAAGUUAAAUUGAAUUAUUAGGCUUUUCAUUAGCUGCCCCUUGAUUGGUUUGGAUUCAUGACAUUAUGGGUGAUAUUUCAGGAAGUGAGGUUACAGUGACUCACUAUAGCAGCUAAAUGCAUAAGAUAAGUUGAAUGUAAAAUGCAUAAUACUUGAACUGAGUCCCACUACCAAUUCUUAAACAGAUUGCUUGAAUUCUAUGUAAAUGACUUUGGGGGGAUGUUCCAACAUAAUUUCAAAAGUUAUGUACCAAGGUAAAACCGUAAUUUGUAUGUUUAGCACGGUAACAUUUAUUGCCUCUGGGAUGCUGUUUGUAUUUUCAUGUUUUUCUCAUUGGAAGAGAAACCUGACUUCUGUACUUAGAUCAUUUGUUAUACAUUAAAAAGUGGCUUUCAAAAUUGGAAAUAUAA
Molecule: messenger RNA, 2804 nt
Organism: Pteronotus mesoamericanus
Lineage: Eukaryota; Metazoa; Chordata; Mammalia; Chiroptera; Mormoopidae
Gene: METAP2
Product: methionyl aminopeptidase 2
Exons: 11
Coding region: 91-1524 (477 amino acids)
Biological process (GO): proteolysis
Cellular component (GO): cytoplasm
Molecular function (GO): metalloaminopeptidase activity
Source: RefSeq, a predicted model, not a curated record